AUGCAAGAUCUCACGGAUGAAGAGCUACAAAGAUAUAACAAUUCAGAUAAAUACCACAUAUGCAAGAGACAUUUCAACGAGGAUAUGCGUGUUGCUGAUCAUUGUCAUUUUACUGGUAAGUUUCGUGGAGCUGCACAUCGGUCUUGUAAUCUCCGUUAUAAAGUACCUAAAUACAUCCCAAUCGUCUUCCAUAAUCUGAGUGGGUACGAUGCGCAUCUAUUUAUCAAGGAAUUGGCCAAACAGUAUGGAGAUGAAAAGAUUACCCUCAUCGCCGAAAACAAAGAAAAAUACAUCUCUUUCUCGCUGGAUGUUGUGGUCGGUGAAUAUGUGAACAAAGGUGAGAAAAAGAAUCUCAGGAUACAACUGAGAUUCAUCGAUAGUGUGCGUUUCAUAGCUAGUAGCCCGGAUAAGUUGGUAAACAAUCUAUCUGAUGAGCAGUGUAAAAAUCUUCGAAAAUUCUUCAAGGGUGAUGAGCAAUUCAAACUAUUGAGAAGAAAAGGAGUUCAUCCAUAUGAAUACGUUGAUUCUUUCGAUACGUUCAAUGAAACUAAUCUUACGGCAAAAGAUGAUUUUUACAGCAAGUUGAACAUGAGCGGUAUCAGUGAUGCUGAUUAUGCGCAUGCGCAGAAGGUGUGGAAAGACAUGAAAAUCAAAAAUAUGGGUGUGUAUCAUGAUAUCUACCUCAAGACCAACGUUCUAUUGCUUGCUGAUGUUUUUAAGAUUUUUAGGAAAACAUGCCUAAAACAUUAUCAAUUGGAUCCUGCACAUUUUUACACUGCUCCUGGGUUAGCUUGGCAAGCAUGUUUGAAAAAGACCGAGAUUAAGCUAGAUUUGUUGCAUGAUAUGGAUAUGUUUAUGGAGAAAGGUAUUAGAGGAGGUCUCACUCAGGCUGUUCAUAGACAUGCUAAAGUUAACAACAAAUAUAUGGGUGUUCGAUAUAAGACGACCGAAGAGACCAGCUAUCUCCAGUAUCUUGAUGCAAACAAUCUGUAUGGAUGGGCUAUGAUUCAAAAAUUACCAACGGGAAAGUUCAAGUGGGUUGAUGAUCCUAAUAAAUUCACGACUAAACUCACUUCUAUGUUGGCUGAAGAAAACGGUGAAAAAGGUUACAUACUCGAGGUGGAUGUGAGAUAUCCAAAAGAGCUACAUGAUACACAUAACGAUCUUCCUUUCAUGCCUGAGCGAAUGGAGAUUAAUGGGGUCGAAAAGCUAACUCCAUGCCUUUCUGACAGAAAAAAUUAUGUUAUUCACAUCCGUGCGCUUGAUCAAGCGUUCAAACAUGGUCUUGUUCUUAAUAAGGUUCAUAGGGUGAUAGCAUUUGAGCAAAGCGCAUGGUUGAAACCGUACAUCGAUUUUAACACCGAUUUGCGUACAAAAUCAACGAAUGACUUCGAGAAAGAUUUUUUCAAGCUGAUGAAUAAUCGGUCUUUGGUAAAACUAUGGAAAACCAACGUAAGCACAAAGACAUGCGCUUGGCUACCAAGAAACAACAAUAUGAGAGACUGGUGA
Molecule: messenger RNA, 1509 nt
Organism: Hydractinia symbiolongicarpus
Lineage: Eukaryota; Metazoa; Cnidaria; Hydrozoa; Anthoathecata; Hydractiniidae
Exons: 1
Coding region: 1-1509 (502 amino acids)
Source: RefSeq, a predicted model, not a curated record